GGGCAUGUGUGAUUGUCAGCUCUUCAACUACUCUCCCUUUUCUUCAUUGCUCCUCACUCUUCUCCUCCUCUUCUCUGCAACCGUAGUAAUGGCGAUUCAGAGGAAUUCGAAGUACAAUAAACACAAGCCCAGAUCCCCAAUUUUCAUAUUAGUUAUCUCUGUUACAGCCAUUUUGUUUCUUUGCCUUCUUUCCACUUUCACUUCUACCGCUGGGUUCUCCUUCCCUUCUGCAGGAGCCAUAGCCCUACGAAAGCUAGUGAAGAGUAGGAACCAAAGGCACCAUGUCUUGGAUAAGUACUUGUACUGGGGUGACCGAAUCGAUUGCCCUGGCAAACAUUGUGAUUCUUGCGAGGGUCUUGGUCAUCAAGAAUCAAGCCUGCGUUGCGCUCUUGAAGAAGCCAUAUUUCUCAAGAGAACUUUUGUGAUGCCUUCAAGGAUGUGCAUUAAUCCAAUACACAAUAAGAAGGGUAUUCUCCAUCAGUUGAGUAAUGCAAGUUCAGAGGAAAGAUGGACUUCAAGCUCUUGUGGAAUGGAUUCCUUUUAUGAUUUGGACCUGAUAUCUGAAACAGUGCCUGUAAUCCUGGACAAUUCAAAAAUGUGGUACCGGGUACUCUUAACAAGUAUGAAGUUGGGGGCUAGAGGGCUUGCCCAUGUGGAAGGAGUAAGCCGGACUGAACUCAACAGCAGUCAAUAUUUGAAUCUCUUGCUGAUAAAUCGCACUGCGAGUCCUCUGUCAUGGUUCAUGGAGUGCAAGGAUCGAAACAACCGCAGUGCUGUAAUGUUGCCGUAUUCAUUUCUACCUUCAAUGGCAGCUGCAAAACUAAGAGAUGCAGCAGAGAAGAUUAAGGGGCUUCUUGGUGAUUAUGAUGCCAUCCAUGUUCGUCGAGGUGAUAAGAUAAAAACUAGGAAAGAUAGAUUUGGUGUUGACAGGAGCCUCCAUCCUCAUCUUGACAGGGAUACUCGUCCUGAGUUUAUCCUUCAGAGAAUUGAAAAAUGGGUCCAACCAGGACGCACCCUUUUCAUUGCUUCGAAUGAGAGGAUGCCAGGAUUCUUUUCUCCUCUUUCUAUCAGGUACAGCUUGGCAUAUUCAUCAAACUACAGCAGCAUCUUGGAUCCAGUAGUUGAGAACAAUUACCAAUUGUUUAUGAUAGAGAGGCUUAUCAUGAUGGGAGCAAAAACUUUCAUUAGAACAUUCAAGGAAGAUGAUACAGAUCUCAGCUUGACAGAUGAUCCAAAGAAGAACACUAAGAUUUGGCAAAAACCUGUUCAUACGACGGAGGAAGAGUGAAGUUGAGCUUCCCUUACAUUAUGUUCAAUAGCGGCUUUGUCUGUUUUCUUCUUAUUCUUUGCUUUCAUGGCCUUCUUCCCCACAAAUAGCAUACGCAGAACGAAUGCAACACUCUGAAUCAAACUCUCUGAUCUUCAGUGCUGAAAGAAUGGGGAGAAAUUGAAGGAAGUCAUGUGGCUGACAUUGUAAAGUAUAUUGUGAUUAGAUCUACCUGAGAAGCUUCUUGUGAAACAGACCAAGAUCUUUC
Telopea speciosissima is the source of this 1535-nucleotide messenger RNA. RefSeq lists its product as uncharacterized. Gene Ontology annotation, cellular component: Golgi apparatus. The transcript has 6 exons. The coding region runs from base 5 to 1288 and encodes 427 amino acids. The record is from RefSeq and is a predicted model, not a curated record. NCBI's taxonomy places the organism in Eukaryota, Viridiplantae, Streptophyta, Magnoliopsida, Proteales, Proteaceae.